AUGGCAAUGGCAUCCCCUCCGGCUCCGCCGGCUAAAAAGCGGAAAAUGAACUUCUCGGAGCGAGAAGUGGAGAUAAUUGUGGAGGAGCUUGAGCGGAGCAAGCACCUACUGAUCAACCACUUCAAUGCUGGUGUACCACUGGCUGCUAAGGCUGCUGCUUGGCACAACAUCCUACGCCGUGUUAACGCUGUUGCUACCUGCCGCCGGGAGCUGCCUGAAGUCAAGAAAAAAUGGUCUGAUCUCAAGACGGAGGUGCGACGCAAGGUGGCACAGGUCCGGGCUGCAAUGGAAGGAGGUGGCGAUGGCCAGGAUGGAGGUGUUGAGGGCCAAGAUGCUGAAGAUCCAUUAGGAGUCACAGCUGCUCCAGUUAUUCUAACUCCCAUGCAGCAGCGCAUCUGUAACUUGCUGGGGGAAGCCACCAUUAUUAGCCUGCCUGCCGGAGACUGCACUUCAGAUGGAUCAGAGAUACCUAUUACUGCUGCAGCCACAACAGUCACCCUUACUCAGAGUGAGUGUGUUGUUUCUUCCUUCCCCAUGUUAUACACAAUGCUUAACUGAAACAUUCAGUGAAAUAAAGUUAUUUGAUUUCUUAGAUUGUACCCUGGCCUGUGAUCCUCAAAUGAAGGGAAGUAUAGAAAUUUGAUGGUUAAAAAUGAAAAUUCUGUAAUGGAUAAUAAGACUCCACUUGAAGCAUCCAUUGGGUUGAGCUAAUUCAAUUGCUUUCAUUUGAUUUUCUCAUUGCAAACAGCUGAAAGUCUAAAUUUUGAUAAGCCUGCUUUGCAAUGGGGGCUGAAUAAUUUUGUUUGCAACUGUAAGUAGCACUAACUUUGGAUUAUAACCCUCAAUCUUCUCAUUUGUGAUUUGAGUCAAGAUUAUGGAUUUUUCUCACACCACAUCUUCCUUACCAUUGCCAGGCUGUUUUGUGUUAUCACCAACAGUGCCUUGUCAAAACCAUUUUGUUUUUAUGCUAUUGUUACUGGUUCUUUUGCAUUUUCUUUCCCUCUUACCUUGUUCUUCUCUGUUCCAAUCCGUCCAAAAGAGUGCAGAUAAAAUCCUUGUGAAUACUUCCUUGUGAAAACUUCAGGAUUCUUUUUAGGAUGCUUGUUCCAGUUUUUACUAUGUAAACUGCUGUGUGAAGACCACAGCGAAGUUUGAAGUGUAAAAAAACAGCAGAAUAUAUUAAGAAACAUGUUGGAGAGGGAUGAAAUUAGAUGAUGGAACCUUAAAACGCAAUUACAGUGGUUACAUACACUUCAGAUUGCAGACUCCACUAACCCAGAAAUAGUAUCUCGGGUUAAGAACUUUACUUCAGGAUGAGAACAGAAAUUUAAGAACUUUACUUCAGGAUGAGAACAGAAAUUGCGUGGCGGCGGCGCGACAGCAGCAGGAGGCCCCAUUAGCUAAAGUGGUGCUUCAGGUUAAGAACAGUUUCAGGUUAAGAACGGACCUCCGGAACAAAUUAAGUGCGUAACCAGAGGUACCACUGUAUAUGUAAUUUGGGUUAUAAACUUUGGUUCUGUUGAGUGGAAAGUCACUAGUUUUGUUGAAUUGGAAUAUAAUUGUUGAGUAACAAAUGUAACUUUCUAUAUAGAAAAAAGAUCAUAUACAGUGGUACCCCGCAAGACGAACGCCUCGCAAGACGGAAAACCCGCUAGACGAAAGGGUUUUCCGUUUGGAGGCGCUUCGCAAAACGAAUUUCCCUAUGGGCUUGCUUCGCAAGACGACAGCCCAUAGGGAAAUCUCAGGGACAGCGGGGAAGCGCAGCGCGUCUUCCCCACUGUCCUCGGACCUCCUCCGAAGCCUGGCGGCGGGGCAGGGACACCUCCUCCCGCCGCCGCCGGGCUCGGAAGGCUCCUCCGAGCCGGGCGGGGGCGAGGGAACACCUGCCGCCGCCGCCCGGCUCGGAACGGUGCUCCGAGCCGGGCGGGGGGAGGGAACACCUGCCGCCGCGCCCGGCCGGGAACGGUGCUCCGGGCCGGGCGGGGGAGGGAAGACCUCCGCCCUGCCCGGCUUCGGAACGGUGCUCCGGCCGGGCGGUGGGGAGGAAGACCUCCCCGCCGCCCGGCUCGGAACGGUGCUCCGAGCCGGGCGGGGGAGGGAACACCUGCCGCCGCCGCCCGGCUCGGAACGGUGCUCCGAGCCGGGCGGGGGGAGGGAAGACCUUCUGAAGGCGGGCGGGGGCGAAAGUCUUUGCUCCCCCUGCCUGCCUGUCCCGGAGGGCUUUUGAAGGCGGGGAGCAAAGACUUCGCCCCGCCCGCCUUCAGAAGAGGUCCAGGACCUCUUCUGAAGGCUGGCGGGGGCAAAGUCUUUGUCCCCCUGCCUGCCUUCCCAGGGGCUUUUAAUUGCCCCGGACAGCGGAGAAGUCCUCCGCUGUCCCGGGUGAUUUUAAAUGCCGCCCGCCAGCAUUUUAAGAUCGCCCGGACAGCGGAGAAGUCCUCCGCUGUCCCGGGUUUUUAAAAUGCUGGGGGUGGGAAGAAAAGCCCUUGCCCCUCCCAGCCUUCAGAAGAGGUCCGGGACAGACUGUCCCCGGACCUGGUCUGAAGGCGGUUUCCUAGGAACGCAUUAAUUGAUUUUCAAUGCAUUCCUAUGGGAAACCGUGCAUCGCAAGACGAAAAACUCGCAAGACGAAGAGACUUGCGGAACGAAUUAAUUUCGUCUUGCGAGGCACCACUGUAAAUAUUGUAGCUUAAAUAAAAUUUCCUUCCUCUUCUUCUUAGUUCCAGCUGAGACAACAUACCAUAGUUUGGAGGAUGGUGUUGUGGAGUACUGCACAACAGAAGCGCCGACCACAGUCACUGCCGAGGCCCCCUUAGAGAUGAUGGCUCAACAAGCAGAAGUCUCUGUGAAGCCUCAGGAACUGAAGAGCCGCAUUGCCCUGAACUCAGCCAAGCUCCUGCAGGAGCAGCGAGUGACCAAUCUCCACAUGAAAGAGAUGUCCCAGAACAUCGAGCAGCAAAAUGACCUCCUGCAGAUGAUCCGCCGCUCUCAGGAAGUACAGGCAUGUGCACAGGAGCGCCAAGCCCAGGCCAUGGAAGGGAUGCAGGCUGCUCUGAAUGCUCUUGUGCAGAUCCUUCGCCCCAUGAUUAAGGACAUCCGCCGGUUUCUACAGAGCAACGCUCCUGCUCCUUAA
This is a messenger RNA of Podarcis lilfordi (Lilford's wall lizard), 3130 nucleotides long. The record is from the annotation of a GenBank genome assembly. NCBI's taxonomy places the organism in Eukaryota, Metazoa, Chordata, Lepidosauria, Squamata, Lacertidae.